Molecule: messenger RNA, 664 nt
Organism: Meloidogyne enterolobii
Lineage: Eukaryota; Metazoa; Nematoda; Chromadorea; Rhabditida; Meloidogynidae
Source: the annotation of a GenBank genome assembly
AAUGAGUUCCCGUGACCUUCCAGGAUUGCUUGAAUCUUGUACUCAAACGCUGGUUACUUCAAUCAGAAAUUAUACUGAAGAUCAACUUGGUGUUCUUUUAAAUGAUGAAAGUAAACUAAAUUCGUUUAUCGACAAUCUUUCACAGAUCAAUUCAAUUUCAAAUGACAAAGAAAUGAAAUUUGUUCAAUCAAAAUCUUUAGCAGAAUAUAAUUUGUCGAUGGAACAAAAAUUAAAAACUGCUCUACUAAAUUUACAAAAAACUCAUUCUGAUGCUGUUGAGAAGAAGAAAAGUGUGGAAGAAAUGAAGGAGAAACUUGACAAGAUAAGCAAUUCUCGUUCACUUGAUUCUGUUUGUUCUACUUUGAAGGCUCUUGCACACGAAGCAGAAAAGGAGAGCGAGAAGAUAUCAGAAGACUUUCACAAGGGAGAUUUGGACAUUGAUGUGUUUGUUAAGCAAUUUUGUGAGAAGCGUGCUACUGUUCAUUUAAGGAAAAUUAAAGAAGAAAAGCUUUGUGAAUUACUUCGACAACAACAAUAUAACCAUUCGGUAGCUACACCAAAUGUUUAUCCAAUUGGAAAUAAUACGUCUACGGGUUCUACUCAAUAUCCACAUUAUGCUUUAUUAAAUGAUUCGAAGAAUUAUCGGCAUUCAUUUUAUAGUUAA